Diatraea saccharalis (sugarcane borer) is the source of this 3872-nucleotide messenger RNA. The record is from the annotation of a GenBank genome assembly. Lineage: Eukaryota; Metazoa; Arthropoda; Insecta; Lepidoptera; Crambidae.
UCUCAUCAAUGACAUUAAGCGAAAGAGAAUAGAAUUGUCAGUGUUGUUAUGGAUCUAAUAAAACGGAUUAAUAUCGAGUUGAAGUUCAAUUAGUUCGAGUUACGCAAACGCAAAUCGAUUAAUUUUUAUUUGUGUAAAGGAAAAUGGAUACUAACAUAACGAAAGUGGGCAUAGAGAAGGCUUUUUUAAAAGCAGAAAUAAAAAAUAGAAAUAUUGCUGUGAAAUUAUUAAAAGUGAUAUUUAGCUACGGUUAUAAAUAAAAUACUUAUGCCAUAGUAGGUCUAGGAAUUUUUCAUUAUAAUAUUUAAAAGUUCUGAAAACAAUUACAACUAGGUAACUUAGUUUUGUUGCUAUUAGUUUUUGUUGAACUUAUAGCAACAAAACUACAUCAAAUUCCAAUCAUAUUUUUAUAUUAUGUGUAGUGAAUGAAUGAAUAGGGUUUAUUAGUAAGCAACAAAGGUCAUAAAAACAAUAAAAAACCGUUUAUUAUCUAUAUACUUACCCGAUAUGUAUCAAAUAUACUAUGUAUUCGUACAAAAUAACGUGCAAAUAAGUCAUUUUUUUUUAACUAAGAUCAGUUACUAAAUCUUGUAUUCAUAAUAAUAUGAGUAAGUAUUUAAAAAAAACGAAGUUUUAUUUCGGGAACUUAUAUUUUUUUAAAAUACUUCCUUAUUGUUGAUCGAAGAGUUAGCGGUUUUGUUUUACAGUAGCACAGAAUAUAUUUAAUGACAAUAAUAUUGUGCAGCCUUUGGUGCAGACACAGACCAGUUAACUUUACAGUUGUAAAGGAUAGAUCUUUUUCAGUUUUUUUUUUUAUGGUAAAAUGUCAAAUUGACAAGCGGUUGGUUACGGUUGGUUAUUUUUAUUAUACUGUUUUAGGCGGUUAGGCGGUUGCUAAUAUUAUUCAAUUAUUUUUACUGUAUAAGUUUAAUAACUGGUUCAACUAUUUAAUUUGUACGUUUACAGUCAAUUAAAUGGAAAGCUGAAGAAAACUAAGACAUUGGUUGAGUAGGCAAGCCUAACGUUAUGACUCAAUACUCAGAAUAAACAAUGGAAAAGCUGUGGGUGUAUGUCGUUGCACUUACAUCUUUAUGUAUUAUCAUUUGCGAUGGUGAUCGUGGCUAUUACCUUGGCUGCUUCACUUUGAAUAUAGAAAAUUUGUUGAAUACGCAUACCGGACAGAACGUAGACGUGUGUCUGUCUGCAUGUGAACAAGUUAACUAUAGGUAUGCUGUAAUCGGCAACGAAUCCACUUGUUUCUGUGGUAAUUCGCCCGGUCAGACACUAUUACCGCUAGAACAUUGUGAUACACCGUGCCCGAAAAACGAAUCUCAGAAAUGUGGUGGGGUGAAUGCUUCAAGCGUGUACGACACAGAAGUGACUGCUCCGGGACCACCGGCGUCAGUAGACGUCGUCAAUGCGACUGAGACCACAGCCCGCGUUCAGUGGACGGCCCCGCAAGCAUAUACUUUCAUUACUGGAUAUGUUAUGAAGGCAAUUGUCACUGAAACUUAUGCUGACGUUAUUCUACCGCCGUUAGAGUGGCGACUUUCCAAUAAUACAUUUUUUAAUGAGCUUCUAAAUUUACAACCAGGAUCUACUUACUCUGUCAGUGUUGCCGCUCUAAACUAUGAUGAAGAAGGUCCCAAUAUUACUACCACAGUGACUACAAUUAUUGGCACCCCUGAUCCCAGUCCACCUGAGAUAGAGUUUAGAGAUAGAAAAGGAGAUAGGAUGGUUAUCCAUAUCCCCAAAGCUAAAAAUGUGAAUGGUCCUGUGUCAAUGUACAGAGUGGUCGUUUCAGUAGAACUGUAUCAGCAAGGAUACAUUACUGAAACACUAGGGAACUACACUUAUGCCAAUGAACAAGGUUUGCCUUACUACAUCACAGCAGAAUUAGAUCCAUAUGAUAUUACUAAUGACUUUAUUAUUGGAGAUAGGAGCACCUACAAUGGAUUUUAUAAUGCCCCAUUACCACUAACCAAUGACAUAGACGUUUCCCUAGGUGUUGUUAGUGAAAAAAAUCAUGUGAGAAAAAUAAGGUAUGCAGAAUCUACUAAGAAGAUAAUAUUAAAUAUCAAUGAACCUGAAGAUAUAUCCCCUAUGGUAGUGGCUCUUGGAGCUGGGAUUGCAAUCGGUGUCGUCUUACUGCUGAUAGGAGUCGGAUUCCUUAUAAUACUUAGGAAGAGGAUCCAUCUUGCAAGACUUCAAAGAGGAUCUCAGUCCCUGCCUCUCAGUCUCAGCGAGCCUUGUGUAGAAAUUGAGAACUCUGGUUUCCUUCAAGAUGAAGAUGAGAGAGUAGAUUAUUAUGGAAACUUAAAAAGGAAAUUAUGGAACAUUCCUAGAAAUUUAUUGGAUAUAGAUAUCUCCUGUGUCGUCGGUUUGGGCAGCUAUGGGAAGUUCACCAGGGGUAAGGUUCAACAGCAUGGUGCACAGACACCUGGACUGGUUCAAGUUGUAGCAGACAGAGAACUGGAAAGACCAGAUAAGAAGCUUAUGCUGCAAGAGUUAGACUUGCUGAUUAAAUCAAGUGAACAUGAGAAUGUGAUAUCUCUACUAGGUAUAUGCGAGACAAACACAACAUUAUUUGUUGUGUUGCAGGACAUAAGGCAAACAUUAAAAGACAUGCUCAUACAAAGCAGACACAGAGAUCUUCAAAAUAACAAGUUUUGCCUCAUAACAGAGAAUAAAUUGCUACAGAUCUGUGUCGAUAUAGCAAGAGGCAUGGAGUAUUUGCACACUAAGAAGAUCAUCCAUAAGAGGCUGUGCUGUCGUAAUAUAACAAUGGGAGAUGAUGGUCUAGCUAAAGUGUCCGGUUUUGGAUUGUCCCAUAUGAGACCUUUGCAUGAAAACCCCGAUUAUACAAGAUGGACAUCUCAUGAAAUGUUGAGGCAGAAUAGAUUUAAUCCUAAGGCUGAUGUGUGGUCAUUUGGCUGUUUAAUGUGGGAGGCGAUGACCUUGGGCGCGACACCGUAUUCCCACUCCGGUAAUAAGGACGUAGCGGCGCGCGUCAUUCGCGGCAUGAGACCGUCACAGCCAUCGUACGUCGCCGAUGAGCUGUUCCAGAUAUGUCUGCAAUGUUGGCAAGUUGAUCCUGAUGAAAGGCCCAUGUUUUCAUCAUUACUUAGUGAACUUUUACCCUUUUCUGAAGGGCCCGGAACUAGAUGUUUAAGUUUUACUCAUUACAAUGGUUUUAAUUAUGAACCACACAUUCCACAAUAUGAAAUAAUCUCAUAGCUAUAGAGUAGGUAGUAUUUUUGCUGAUAGAUUUUUAGUUAUUAGAGGCAACUAAUUAUAUAUUCUUUUAUUUUAACAAUAAUUGAUGAUAUUAAUCCAAAGAUGAUCAGAUGAUCUUAUGUAUUGACUGCUGCUAACACAUAAGUGUGGUCACAUUGGUGAAAUUUAAAUUAAGUAACAGAUAUUUUCUAUAGGUCUGUAGGAUAAAUGCAUAGAGCUGUGUUAACUACUUUUGAUCUACUCCAUUUGAAUUACCCUUAAGCAAUUGUUACCAUUUAAUACUGACAAAAUCAGUGACAACAAACUUUAAUUUUAUUAGAUAAGUUACAUACAUAAUAGACAAAUAAAUUCUUGAUAUAAAUAUAGUUCAACACUGCUGCUUUCAAAGUAGCGAAAUUAUAAAAAUAAAUCAGUAUCAACUACUAAUAAUUUGAUGAAUAUCAUGGUUAAAAGACAGUUUUAUAAAGAAUUGUUUUCAUACAUUUAUAAUGUAUCAUGUAAGUUUUUAUAUUUCAAUGCCAUGCCAAAUGCUGACUCAUAAAUUGUAAAAAAUGCAUUGUCAUGACAUCACUCAUUUUUUAUAUUAUUUUUUGUUGUGAUUUCGCAUUCCGUCCAUGUUUUCGUGUGAAUCUCAU